AUGACAAUUCUUCAGAAAAUCUACCAAAGCACACUGCAAUGUGCAGCAACAUCAAAUAAGUCAGCAGGUCUCAUUUCAGUGCUGGUAGAAUUGAGACUCAAUGGAUUCACUCACCGGCAGCAUGAGAUUUGGUGCACCAUGUUUGGGAUGGCCACCUGUGGCCCCUUCAAGGGUGGACGCACCCCACCACCAUUGAGUGCCCAUGAGCACCUAGUUCGGGUGCCUCCAGUGCUCUGUGCUUCCUCCCACCAUUUUGGUGCACCUACCACUCCACCUCACUUCUUGAGGAUGCUGCCAAUCAAUGGUAAGGCUCAGCAUUCCAAGGCUGUGAUCCGUGCAGGGCCUCAGGAGUACCCGCUCAAUUGCAGUGGCCUCAUCCGCGGGUGCUGGAAUCAACCCCACCCAAAAUGGGAGCAAGAUGAGGGUGUCCACAAGGCUGAAGGAGAAGAUGAUGAUGAUGAUGUCAUCGAGGAUGCACUCAAAGCCUAUACAAAGAUGUUUCCCCAAGCUAUGUCAGGUGACCACUUGUGGAAAGAGGUGUUGGACACUUCUGACCGGAUGUCAGAGAUUAUGUCGCUCAGGAUUGCUGACCGUGUUGACAUUGUGGAUGAAAUGGGUGUCUGGAGGGCCCGUGUUGCCACAUGCUACAGUGAAGGCAUACACAUCAUGAACCACUGUGCAACAUAA
Fomitopsis serialis is the source of this 687-nucleotide messenger RNA. RefSeq lists its product as uncharacterized. The coding region runs from base 1 to 687 and encodes 228 amino acids. Lineage: Eukaryota; Fungi; Basidiomycota; Agaricomycetes; Polyporales; Fomitopsidaceae. The transcript is spliced from 5 exons. The record is from RefSeq and is a predicted model, not a curated record.